AUGCCUGACGGAAAGCCUGUCGACGGGAGCCUUUAUAUUUACGCUCCUAACAAGAUAGCGCCCAUAAUCUUUACUGCAGCGUUCACAUUGACGGGCGGCAUACAUUUAUGGCAAUGCUCUCAUUAUAAAUCUUUCAAGCUCAUGGGCCUACACCUUCUUUCUUGCCUCAUGCUAACUGCCGGCUUUGCGCUGCGGGAGUACGGCGCUUUCGAAUAUCUUUACACCAAGAAGAAUCUUGAUGUGUAUAUCGCGAGUACCUCGAUGAUCUACAUGGCCCCACCUAUCCUCGAACUCGCAAAUUAUCACGUCCUCGGUCGCAUCCUCUAUUAUGUGCCAUACUGCUCUCCGCUGCACCCCGGGCGUGUCCUUACCACCUUUGGUGCACUGUCCGCGGUCGUGGAGGUUUUGAACGCGAUAGGAGUGGCUUACAUCGCCAAUAAAUCGCUGCCUGAAAACCUCAGGGAACUUGGCGAAGCUUUGAUAAAGGCCUCGCUAAUAACCCAAAUUGUCGUGAUCUCGCUGUUCUACUUUCUGGCCGGUAUUUUCCACCAGCGCACUGCGAAAGCCAAGGUCAACGUUCGUUCUGUCAUGGCCCCAUUAAGGACCAUGUACAUUAGCACAUUUCUUAUCUUGGUGCGAUGUAUCUAUCGCACUGUGGAGCAGUUCGACAUCUCGGAUACGGAAAUUAACUCGGAAGCCGAUCUUUCGACCCUUAGCCCCGCAGUGCGAUAUGAAUGGUAUUUCUACGUCUUCGAGGCGAGCCUGUUGCUGCUCAAUUCAUUUCUAUGGAAUUGGCGGCACCCAGGGCGCUUCCUUCCCCAAAGUUCCAAGGUCUAUCUCGCACAAAAUGGCGCCACAGAAAUCGAAGGGCCUGGCUGGAAUGAUAACCGCUCGUUGCUAAUCACCCUGCUCGAUCCUUUUGGUUUCUUUGGGCCCAGGAAAGAAAAAGAAAAGCCCUUUUGGGAAACUAACGGGCAUGUUGGUACCGACAGUAACGUGUGA
This is a messenger RNA of Coccidioides immitis RS, 1002 nucleotides long. Its product is annotated as RTA1 domain-containing protein. The transcript is spliced from 4 exons. The record is from RefSeq and is a predicted model, not a curated record. Gene Ontology annotation, cellular component: membrane. NCBI's taxonomy places the organism in Eukaryota, Fungi, Ascomycota, Eurotiomycetes, Onygenales, Onygenaceae. The coding region runs from base 1 to 1002 and encodes 333 amino acids.